CUCCUCGCAUUUUCUCAUUCUCUCUCUAGAAUCUCAGAACAAUUCUCUCUCCUCCAAGCUCUGGGUUCCUUCUUCCCCUUUGUUUUCUGUUUUCAGUACCUCUCUAAAUUGGGAAAAAUCGAUUAGAUAAUUCCUCUAAAAGGUAUGACUUUUUAGUAAAAUCAAACCCACUAAGGAAAACCAGAGAGAGUUUCUGGGCAUUUUAUUGAUUUUCAAUUGCAGGUCAAAGUUCAGAUUUUUUUUACCCUCUGGAUUGCUGGGAGCUUCUUGUAAGAGGUGGCCAUUGAAAGACAAAGACUGCUGUUGAUUUGUCUCAUCAUUCUGUUUUCUUGAGGCACACGUUUCAAUCAAGUGAAUGAAUUUGAUAAAUCUCGGCGAUAUCUCUGGAUUUUUUCCAAGAUGGAAUCUGUGAAACCAUCAGCAGUUACUCAAUCAAAGAGUAAAUUGGCACGUGCCUUUGCGAAAGUUCUUCACCUCCAUGCAGUAGCAGCAGCAGGGGUUGCUCCUGAUGAUGGGGUUCAGAAGGUUAAGCCCGAAGGAGAGGUGAAGGAUGACCAGGUUGCCGAUAAAACUGCUGAGUCCUUGUCUAAGACAUUUGACAAACUUGAUAAAGAGCUUGAAAGGGUGACCUUGGAAGCACUUGUUGCGAAACUCUUUGCUACCAUUUCAGCAGUUAAGGCAGCAUAUGCCCAGUUGCAGUAUGCCCAGUCCCCCUAUGAUGCCGAUGGGAUUCAGGCUGCUGACAAAUUGAUAGUUUCAGAGUUGAAGACUUUGUCAGAGUUGAAGCAGUGUUUCUUGAAGAAACUAUAUGAUCCUUCACCAGAGCAUACAAUUCUUUUAGCUGAAAUUCAGGAGCAGAAAAGUCUCCUAAAGACGUUUGAAAUUAUGGGGAAGAAGUUAGAAUCUCAGCUGAAGCUCAAGGAUUCUGAGGUCAUAUUCCUUAAAGAGAAGUUGGAAGAAGCCAAUAAGCAGAACAGGUUGCUGGAAAAGAGACAAAGUCAAAGUGGUCAAUUAUCUGUGCUUGAAAAUCUUCACAUCUCAGGAUUAAAUCCAAGCCAUUUCCUUACUCUUCUUCAAUAUACUGUCAGGUCCAUGCAAAGUUUUGUGAGGGUGAUGAUUGAUGAGAUUAAGUCUGCUGAUUGGGAUACUGAUGCUGCAGCUAGUUCAAUAGAACAAGAUGUGGUUUACUGGAAAGCAGAUGAUAAAUGUUUUACAUUCCAGUCCUUUGUUUGCAGGGAGAUGUUCAGUGACUUCCAUUACCCUUUCUUCUCUCUUCGAAGUGACUCUUCCUCCGAGAAAAAGAAAUGGCGACAAGUAUUCUUUGAGAGAUUCAAUGAAUUUAAGUCCAUGAAAGUGAAGGAAUACCUUGCCAUGAAGCCCAGAUCAACAUUUGCAAAAUUUUGCCGUAUCAAGUAUUUGAGACUUGUUCACCCGAAGAUGGAGGCAUCGUUUUAUGGCAACUUGAGCAUCAGAAACAAGGUGACAUCUUAUCAAUUUCCAGACUCAAGCUUCUUCGCCUCAUUUGCUGAAAUGGCUAGGCGAGUUUGGCUCCUGCACUGUUUAGCGUUUGCUUUUGAGACUGAGGCAUCAAUCUUCCAAGUAUCCAAGGGGUGUAGAUUCUCUGAAGUAUACAUGGAAAGUGUAGCAGAUGAAGCAUUCCUUUCAACCAACCUCCCUCUGGAAUCCGAGCCACAAGUGGCGUUCACUGUUGUUCCCGGAUUCAGAAUUGGUAAAACAAUCAUACAAUGCCAGGUCUAUCUCUCCCACUUCCAUUCCAAGGUAAACCAUUAAUCAUACAUCAGAGAUAGUUAUUCACUCCCACCACAAAUUGAGCUGGAUGCCAUUUAUCUUGAUUUUUUGAGUAAAUUAGAUGAGAGAAAAUGGUUUGCCUCGUUGAUAUGUGUGUUGUGGGGAGCUGAAAGAAGGUUACCCAGGCAUCUUUGUCUCUUUGUUCUAGGCUUCAUUGACUGGUAGUUUGUUGUCUGUAAGGGACAAAAUCUCCCCAGAUUUUGUUAAUAUUAGGCCAAUGAUCAAUGUUUAGCUGUUCUGCAUUAUUAUUACCUUAUGAAAUGAUUUUAUAUGUAAAUGAGUAUAGGUUGGAGGAAUUUUCCUCUUUUUAUGUGUGCAUGAAUACCUCUGGAGAAUUUGGAUGCUGUCCCAGGAUGGAUGUCUCCAGCUUUGUCUCUUUGUUGUUAAAAAAUGCCCUUUAAGAUCUUCUGAUGCAAUAAUAAUACACACAGCUUUAGAUU
Messenger RNA from Rubroshorea leprosula, 2249 nucleotides. The record is from the annotation of a GenBank genome assembly. Lineage: Eukaryota; Viridiplantae; Streptophyta; Magnoliopsida; Malvales; Dipterocarpaceae.